Messenger RNA from Paramecium pentaurelia, 1171 nucleotides. The record is from the annotation of a GenBank genome assembly. Lineage: Eukaryota; Ciliophora; Oligohymenophorea; Peniculida; Parameciidae.
AUGUUGUCAAUUUAGAAAGUAAAUAUUGCCUCUCUCUAUAACAGAAAUGAAGAAUACAAAUCUUGUAAUCGUGAGACUGAUAGAGAAGAUGGUUCAAAAAUUUGUAUACUUCUAUAAUAAUUUUAGAGAAGUUCAAAGAUAUAUUGCAUUAAAAUAUUAUACCUAUCAAUGAAUUAUUACAUUUGGCAUGGUCAGGAGUGCCUAGUGAACUCAGAAGUACAGUUUGGAGACUUUUACUUAAAUAUUAAUCUCCAAAUAGAGAUGCUAAUGUAUAUAUAUGAUAAUAGACUUAAUUAGUUUGCAAUUAUAGAAAGAAAAAGAAGUAUGUACUAUGAAAUGUGUGAUAUUUAUUUUGCUAAAAAUCAAUAAUAUGAUGAAAGAGAGAAGAAGAUUCUAAAAUAAAUUUCAGAAGAUGUUAAACGCACAAUACCAGAUUCUGCAAUAUUUAGAAACCCUUAAAUUUAAAUUUUAUUAGAAAGAAUCCUUUUUAUUUGGAAUAUACGAAAUCCUGCAUGUGGAUAUGUACAAGGAAUGAAUGAUAUCGUUAGUCCUUUUUUGGUUGUCUUUUUAUCUGAUUAUAUUGAUAUUGAUACAACAAAAUUACAAUUCACUAAUGAAAAACAAUUAGAUCAUUUAGAUUAAAGGUUAAUUAAAUAAGUAGAAGCAGAUUCUUAUUGGUGUCUUUGUAAAUUAUUAGAGAGUGUACUUGAUAAUUAUACUAAUUCUUAACCAGGAUUGGUCAGAUUCUAUAACAAAUUUAAAGAAAUAUUAUCAGCAUUAGAUAAAAAACUAUAUGAACAUCUAACUACAUCAUUAUGUAUAAUUAUAUUUUUAAUAUUUAGCAAUGGAAUUAUAUUCAUUUAUUUUUAAAUGGAGUACUUGUAUGUUAUUAAGAAUGUUUCAAUUUGAAGUUGGAUUAAGAUUAUUUGAUACUUUAUUAGCUGAAGAAUAAAGUAAUCUAAUAUAUAUAUUAUUUAUAGAUUAUUUUGAAUUGUGUCUUUUCAUAAUCAUAUCUAUUUUAAUGAAAUUUUCACUUAAAAUAUAGAAAUUGUAAUAUGAUGAAAUAAUGAUACUACUAGAAAAAUUACCAACAAGAGAAUGGUCAGAAUCUGAUUUAAGUCUUUGUUUAUCUGAGGCUUAUGCUUACUAAAAGAUAUUUUCUAAAAAAUGA